Messenger RNA from Lynx canadensis (Canada lynx), 1776 nucleotides. It is a transcript of the gene MRAP2, whose product is annotated as melanocortin 2 receptor accessory protein 2. Gene Ontology annotation, cellular component: endoplasmic reticulum; plasma membrane. Gene Ontology annotation, molecular function: signaling receptor regulator activity; type 1 melanocortin receptor binding; corticotropin hormone receptor binding. The transcript is spliced from 3 exons. The coding region runs from base 3 to 623 and encodes 206 amino acids. Gene Ontology annotation, biological process: regulation of adenylate cyclase-activating G protein-coupled receptor signaling pathway; protein localization to plasma membrane. NCBI's taxonomy places the organism in Eukaryota, Metazoa, Chordata, Mammalia, Carnivora, Felidae. The record is from RefSeq and is a predicted model, not a curated record.
AGAUGUCUGCCCAGAGGUUAAUGUCUAACAGAACAUCCCAGCAAUCUGCAUCUAAUUCUGAUUACACCUGGGAAUAUGAAUAUUAUGAGAUUGGACCAGUUUCCUUUGAAGGACUGAAGGCUCAUAAAUAUUCCAUUGUGAUUGGAUUUUGGGUUGGUCUUGCUGUCUUCGUGAUUUUCAUGUUUUUUGUGCUGACUUUGCUGACCAAGACGGGAGCUCCACACCAAGACAAUGCAGAGUCUUCAGAGAAGAGAUUCAGAAUGAAUAGCUUUGUGUCAGACUUCGGAAGACCGCUGGAGCCAGAUAAGGUGUUUUCUCGACAGGGCAAUGAGGAAUCCAGGUCUCUCUUUCACUGCUACAUCAAUGAAGUGGAACACUUGGAUAGGGCUAAAGCUUGUCACCAGACCACAGCCCUUGACAGCUGUGUUCAACUGCAGGAAGCCAUUAGAAGCAACGGGCGGCCAGAGGAGGAGUUGAACAGGCUCAUGAAGUUUGACAUCCCCAACUUCGUGAACACAGACCAGAACUCCUCCUUUGGGGAGGAUGAUCUUCUGAUUUCAGAACCACCUAUUGUUCUAGAAAAUAAGCCAGUUUCCCAGACCUCACACAAAGACCUGGAUUGAGAAACGUACUCUGUAAAGUGUCUUCCUGGAGAUGUUGGAUCCGUCUUUGUAAAGCAAGAAAUCUCCACUGACCAAAGUUGUUUGUGUGUGUUGGGGGGAGACAUGGGAGACAGAGAUAGAAAGAAAGACACAGAGAAGAGAGCCCCCUCAGAAAAGAGCUGAAGAAGCUGAGCUUCUGUGCCUUUAAACACAGUUCAGGCUUUUUUGAGAAUAAAGUAUUUGCAUGGUCUCAUCUUCCUUGUUGUUGAAAAGUUUGGCUGCACAGAGUGUCAGUGUUCUUGAAUGGGGGUUAGCAUGCUGCAUUCCAGUCUGGCCCUGCCACCACCACGCUCUAUUUUUAGCAAGUUGCUUUACCUCUCUGGGCUGCCACAUUGUUCGUUGUAACAUGAGUUUGAAGUAGAUGACUCAUCCCAGCUCUAAUAUUUUGUGAAUUUGUGACUUUGCAUCCAGAAGAAGCUGGAAUGUACAUAACGCAGUAUAAACCAGGGCACUGCCUCCUAUCUCUUGUAGGAUGCCCUAUGUUGGUACCUUCCACUCAGCCCUUAACUGAGCCCAGCUUUUGUCAGAGGUCCAAGCAUCUAUGAGGAGGUCAGAAGACACAUCUCUCAGUCACCAUGGCCAACAUUUCUUUGAUUGUACUGAAACAGCUCUUCUGAGAACCUCCAGCCACCCAUGCUAAAAGCUAGGGCCAGCCCUGCCCCUCUUCUCCCAGAAUGAACCAAUUCAUGGUACCAAUUCAUGGUACAUUGCAUGGCACUCUUGUUCCCAGAAAUGUAGAGAAGGUUGUCAGCUCAGUGAGAGGAGGUGCCUUUUGUAUCUCUGUGUUGGCGUGCGUCUGUCACAAGAAGAGUACUUGCCAUGCUAUUUAUUUGCCAGGUGUGUAGGUGAUAGUCAUGUGACUCGUGUAUGGACUUUGAGCUGAGAUGGUGAAUGGGUUGUAAAUCCCCACCAACAGAUAUGCAGGGUGGCCUGGUGCAACACAGAGUUAAUUUCAUGAAAGAAUCCAGUCUGCACACUGGUAUUGGAAACAACUUGGUUUUGUGCACACAGUUGCUUGCAUGGCCAACUGCUAAUCUCUGGGUGGCAUUUUCAUCAUGAAUUUGUUUACCACCUGUCUUGCUAAAGCUAAAAAAUAAAUGCAUUUGCACAGGAA